This is a messenger RNA of Daphnia carinata, 9299 nucleotides long. RefSeq names its product talin-2-like (gene rhea). The coding region runs from base 352 to 8703 and encodes 2783 amino acids. The record is from RefSeq and is a predicted model, not a curated record. NCBI's taxonomy places the organism in Eukaryota, Metazoa, Arthropoda, Branchiopoda, Diplostraca, Daphniidae. Gene Ontology annotation, molecular function: integrin binding; actin filament binding; structural constituent of cytoskeleton. Gene Ontology annotation, biological process: cell-cell adhesion. The transcript has 32 exons. Gene Ontology annotation, cellular component: plasma membrane; cytoskeleton; ruffle.
GCCUUUUUUUUUGGUAUCUUCACCCACCGGGUUUGGUGAAGGAACCUCAUUGGAAACUCCUUUUUUUAGCCUUUUGAGCAUCAUCAGCAAACAAAAGCAGCAACUAGCAAAAACAAAACAAGAAAGAAGAUAAGCAAAGCAAAAGGAAACACUUUUCACAUACACAGCCUUUGCUCUCUUUUUUUCCUCUCGUGGACGAAGACGCUGUUGUUGGAAAAACAAUCGCCCAAGCAGCUCGACACAACCGCCCACACUUGUGAAGUGAAAGAGGAAUUGGGCUUUCCGGAGAAAAAGAGACGAAUCGGAAAGCGGACCAAAGAAAAAAAAAAAGGGUUUUGAACAUCCGACGCCAUGGCGUCGCUAUCGCUCAAGAUCAGCAUCGUCGAGAAGGAUGUGGUCAAGACGAUGCAGUUCGACCCCAACACGGCCGUCUACGAUGCCUGCCGCGUUAUCCGCGACAAGAUCACCGAGGCCAAUCUCGGGCAGCCCAAAGAUUAUGGACUUUUCCUCGCUGAUGAAGAUCCCAAGAAAGGCAUUUGGUUAGAACCUGGACGUAACCUGGGCUAUUAUGUUUUACGCACUGGGGAUUUGCUCGAGUACCGCCGUAAGAUGAGGACGCUCAAAGUCCGCAUGUUGGACGGCACAGUCAAGACGAUGUUGGUGGACGACAGUCAGCCCGUCACCAACUUGAUGGUGGUCAUUUGCACAAAAAUUGGGAUCACCAAUCACGACGAGUACUCGCUGGUGCGUGAAAACCAAGAGGAGGAAGCGGAAAACAAACCCAAUUUUGGAACGCUGACCCUCCGGCGUAAGAAGGAGGAGAAGGAGCGCGAUCAGAAGAUGGAACAACUCAAGAAGAAAAUCAAAACCGACGACGAACUGAAUUGGGUGGACCACUCGAAGACGCUACGUGAGCAAGGCAUCGACGAGAGCGAGACGGUGUUGCUGCGCCGCAAGUACUUCUUCUCGGACGGGAACGUGGAUUCGCGCGACCCCGUCCAGCUCAACUUGCUCUUCGUCCAGGCGCGUGACUCGAUUCUCAAUGGGACCCAUCCCGUCACGCUGGACAAGGCCUGCGAGUUUGCCGGCAUCCAGUGCCAGGCCCAAUUUGGCGACUACGUCGAAGCCAAGCACAAACCCGGCUUUUUAGAUUUGAAAGAGUUUCUGCCACAAUCGUACAUGAAAGUCAAAGGCGUCGAGAAAAAGAUUUUUGGCGAACACAAGAAACACAAUGGAUUGACGGAGAUCGAAGCCAAAGUGGCCUACGUCAAGACGGCCCGCUCCCUGAGCACUUACGGUGUCACUUUCUUCCUGGUCAAGGAAAAAAUGAAGGGCAAAAACAAACUGGCCCCGCGCCUGCUGGGCGUGACGAAAGACUCUGUCCUGCGCCUCGACGAACGAACCAAAGAGAUUCUGAAGGUCUGGCCGUUGACGACGGUACGUCGAUGGGCCGCCUCGCCCAAUACCUUCACCCUCGAUUUUGGCGAUUACUCGGAUCAGUACUAUUCGGUUCAGACGACAGAAGGCGAGCAAAUCUCGCAGCUUAUUGCCGGCUACAUCGACAUUAUCCUCAAAAAGAAACAAGCCAAAGACCAUUUCGGCAUCGAAGGAGAUGAAGGAUCAAACAUUGUCGAAGACAGCGUCUCCCCCUUCAAGGCGACAAUAGUCCAACAUACAGCCGGUUCCGGCAUUAAGAGCGGCAAAGUGCAGACGGAAUCCGUGGCCAAACCUGCCAUUGUUCGAGCUGCUGAUGUGCCCCAAAAAUACGAUGUCGGGCAGACACAGUCGCCCCAAUUGCCCACAUUGCAAGGCCUGGCUACCGUUGCUCACGCACCACCUACGGUCCAGCAGCCCAAGGUGACGAGCGUGCUGACGGAACCCCAACGGGCGCUCAUCAGCACCAUCAGCGAGGGUCAAAAGGCCGUCGAACAGGCCGAACACAUUCUCGAUACGAAACUGCAAGUGCCUGACUUGGGAAGUGAUCCAGCCUCCCUGAAGUGGAAACAAAAUCAACUGGACACGAACAAGCAAAAUGUCUCGUCGCAGAUUGCCGCCAUGAACGCGGCAACGGCCAGCGUCAUUACACUCACGUCGGGUCCACCGGAGGACGUCGAUCACCAGGCCGUCGGGGCGGCCAUUUCGACGAUUUCUUCCAACUUGCCGGAAAUGGCCAAGGGAGUCAAGCUCAUUGCGGCUUUGAUGGAAGACGAGCACGACGACCGUCUCUUGGACGCCACCCGGCGACUCUGCUCGGCUUUCUCCGACCUGCUAGAUGCCGCUAAGCCAGAGAACAACAAUAUGCGACAAAACUUGCUGUCUGCUGCAUCUAAAGUGGGCGAAACAACGUACGACUUGCUGAAACAGCUGGGCGAGGCUGAUAAUUCGAGCCGAGAACUCCAGGACAUGCUCCUCGGAUUGGCCAAAGCCGUGGCCAACACGACGGCCGCUUUGGUUUUGAACGCAAAAGCCGUUGCGGCUGCCUGCCCGGACGAAACGGAACGCCAGCAGGUGAUUGCCGCAGCGACACAAUGCGCUCUGGCCACGUCGCAGUUAGUGGCCUGCGCCAAAGUCGUGGCGCCCACGAUUAGCGAUCCGGCCUGUCAACAGCAUCUGAUCGACGCGGCCCGCGAAGUGGCCCGUGCCGUCGAAGGCAUUUUAGGUCUUUGUCAGCAAACGUGUCGCGACGAGAAGUUAAUUACGAACUUGAGAAAAGCAGCCGGAGAUGUCGCUUCGGCUCUCAAUGAUUUGUUGGCCCACAUCAAAGAAGGAACAGGCCGCAAUCGAGCCACGGAAAGCGUUCACGAAGGAGCUGUUGAUAACAUUUUGGCCGCUUCGGAUCGGCUCUUUGCCGCCCAGGGUGAUGGUGCUGAAAUGGUGCGCCAGGCACGCGUUCUUGCCCAGGCUACAGCCCAACUUAUUCAAGCUAUUAAAGGAGAAGCGGAAGCUCUACCCGAUUCCGAAUUGCAACAGAGACUGUUGGCUGCUGCCCGUUCCCUGGCCGAGGCUACGGCUCGGAUGGUGGAGGCAGCAAAAGCCUGCGCCAGCAGCCCGAAUGAUGCGAGCCAACAACAGAAACUGCGUCAAGCGGCUGAAGAGCUCCGUGGCACUGCCCAAGCCGCCGCCGGUGACGCCAUCAAGAAGAAAGUCAUUAAGCGUUUGGAAACGGCCGCCAAACACGCUGCCGCGACGGCCACGCAGUCGAUCGCCGCCGCACAAGCUGCCGGACCGCACAACUCGAAUCCGACGAGCCAAGAUCAAUUGCUGGCCGCGUGCAAAGCCGUCGCCGAUCAGAUCGCCAAAUUGGUCCAGGGAGUCAAGAGCACUCUGGCCAAUCCGGAAUCGCCAGCGUCUCAAUUGGCUCUUAUCAGCGCUAGUGAAGAGUUUAUUCAAAGUGGAAAUCCAAUGGUUGCAGCGGCUAAAACGGCCCUACCAACUGUCAAUGAUCCGUCGUCUUCAAUGCAGUUGAACAACAGUUCCAAACAAUUUUCGACGGCCCUGACGGAUCUACGGACGGCUGUCACUAAAGCCCGCGAUACUUGCGGUCCACUUGAACUCGAUUCAGCACUGGACAUGCUUUAUGGCCUCAAAGAGGAACUGGAUGCCUUCAGCACAGCCGUUAAUGCCUCCGACUUGAAACCGUUGCCGGGCGAAACGGCUGAAAGCACUGCCCAGCAGUUUAGCGCCACUUCUAAAGCCGUCGGUUCCAAUAUGGCACAACUGCUGACGGCUGUCAAUCAAGGCGAUGAGAAACAUACGGGCAUGGCGGCCCGCAGCACGGCCGUCGCCCUCCAAGAUUUAACUGAUGCCGUUCGCGGAGUGGCGGCCACUUCGGACCAACCGGAACAGCAACAUAAAAUAAUUGACAGCGCUAAAGAAGUAGUUGAACAAGCCAUCACUUUGAUUGAGGAGGCAAGAUCGGCCGCAACCAAUCCGCAAGAUGUGGCCACUCAACAGCGCGUCACUCAGAUUGCCCGCGAUGUAUCGCAAUCGCUCAGCAAAUGUGCCGGAUGCUUACCUGGACAGAAGGAUGUUGACGAAGCCAUCCAUUCUAUUAACUCGGCUUCCGAGAUGUUGAAUGGUGAACGGUAUCCCCGUAGUGACAAAUCAUAUCACGAAUUGCAAACGAUGCUGGGCUCGGCCGCGGCUGAUUUGAACGAUGCCGCUGGUGAAGUGGUUGGAACGGCCCGAGAAUCGCCCACACGCUUGGCCUGGGCAUCCAAAACGUAUAGCACUUCGUUCUGCUACAUGAUGAACGUCGGCAUGGAAAUGGCUGGCCAAACCAAAGACACGGAAACGCGAUCGCAAAUGAUUGUCUCCCUCAAGAAUAUAACCCUCGUUUCCGGCAAAUUGCUGACGGUCGCCAAGACGGCCAACGCCGACCCGUCCGCCCCCAACGCCAAGAACAAUUUGACGGCCGCAGCCCGAGCCGUUACCGAAGCCAUCAACGGCCUCGUCGAUGUUUGCACGGCCAGCGCUCCGGGACAGAAGGAGUGUGACAACGCUGUCCGCGCCAUCCAGUCCACCCGCUCGCUUCUGGAGAAGCCCAACGAGCCAGUCAACGACAUGUCGUAUUUCGAAUGCCUGGAAACGGUCAUGGAGAAAUCCAAGAGCCUGGGCGACGGCAUGACAGGUAUCGCCAACAACGCCAAGAAAUCGGAGCACGAACCCUUCGGCGAAGCUGUCAAGGACGUGUCCAACGCCAUCACUGGGCUGGUCGAAGCUGCAGCCCAAGCCGCUUACCUGGUCGGUGUCUCUGAUCCUUCCAGCGUGGCCGGCAGAUCCGGUCUGGUCGAUCAGGCCGCCUUUGCCAGAGCAUCGCAGGCCAUUCAAUCAGCUUGCCAAGCAUUGUCCAGCCCGAAAAGCACACAACAACAAGUGCUGUCGGCCGCUACGGUCAUUGCCAAGCACACGAGCUCCCUGUGCAACGCGUGCAGGGUGGCUUCGUCCAAGACGACCAACCCGGUGGCCAAGCGGCACUUUGUUCAAUCGGCUAAGGAUGUUGCCAAUUCGACUGCCAAGUUGGUUAAGGAAAUCAAGGCUCUGGAUCAAGACUACAGCCAGCGUAAUCGCGAUAAUUGCGCCGCCGCAACACAGCCCCUCAUUGAAGCCGUUGAGAAUUUGUGCACGUUCGCCAAUUCGCCUGAUUUUGCUUCCAUCCCGGCUAAAAUUUCACCGACUGCUCGGCAGUCUCAAGAACCCAUUACAUCCGCUGGCAAAUCAAUUAUUGAUGGCUCGUGCUCAAUGAUUUCGGCCGCCAAGUCUCUGGCUCUGAAUCCCAAAGAUCCGCCCACAUGGCAAGCUUUGGCCAAUCACAGCAAGAGCGUAUCUGAUUCCAUUAAGAAACUUGUAUCGUCCAUCCGUGACAAGGCUCCAGGACAAAGAGAGUGCGAUGAUGUUAUCUCGAUCAUGUCGAAUUGCGUCCGCCAGUUAGAUCAAGCUUCGCUUUCGGCUAUUUCGCAGAACCUGAGCCCACGUCGCGAAAAAUCUGCCCAAGCCUUUGCGGAGCAGACCACCAACUGCGCGAUGGAAAUCGCCGAUCGCAUCGACAGCGUCCGCUCGGCCGCCAAAGGAGAAGCCGAAAAGCUCGGGCACGCCGUGACACAAAUAUCCCAUUAUUUUGAGCCAAUGGUGGUGGCCGCCACGGGAUCCGCUUCCUAUCUGCUUAACUCUAAACAGCAAAUGAUGAUGCUCGAUCAAUCCAAGACGGUCACUGAAUGCGCCAUCCAACUGGUCCUUGUUGCCAAAGAAGCCGGAGGAAACCCCAAGGCUGUUCAAGUCCAUACGGAUCUGGACGAAUCAGCCGAGGCCAUGAAAGAAGCCCUGCGAGACUUGUUGUCGACGGUCGAAACGGUUGCUACAGAAGCCGGUGUUGUAUCUGGCCUUGUCGAUUCAAUUACAGCAUCCAUGAACCAGAUGGAAAACAGAGCACAGACGGCGUCUGCUGGGGAUGAUAGUGACAGUUCGAGUUUCGUUGAUUACCAAACACGGAUGGUGCAAGCAACAAAGGAGAUUGCUCGAUUAUCACAGGAUAUGGUUGCUAAAUCUGGUUCAGACAAUGUGAGCCAGUUGGGUCAACUCGGUGCUUCCAUUACCCAUCUGUACACACAACUGGCUACAGACACCCAAGGUGCUGUGGCUAAAACUUCGAGUGUUGAAAUCGCAAUGCGAAUUAAAUCGACUGUUCACGAUCUUGGUCGCACCUGCAUCGAUUUGGUUAAAGCUGGUGGGGCAAGACAGGGCGCUCCUGACGACGUCUUUACCCAGCGUGAUCUUUCCGAUGCUGCACGUCUAGUUGGAGAAAAGGCAUCGCAAGUAUUAGCCGCUUUACAGGCCAGCUCCCGCGGAACACAAGCGUGUAUUAAUGCUGCCAGUACAGUGUCCGGUAUCAUUGGCGAUUUGGACACUACCAUUCUUUUUGCUACAGCUGGCACUCUGCACGCGGAGAACGAGGAUGAGACGUUCGCUGACCAUCGCGAGAACAUUCUGAAAACGGCCAAGGCUUUGGUGGAAGAUACGAAAACGCUGGUGGCCGGCGCUGCUUCUUCCCAAGAACAGUUGGCCGUGGCAGCUCAAAAUGCUGUCGCUACCAUUGUCCAGCUGUCGGAUGUCGUCAAACUGGGUGCUGCAUCCCUUGGCUCCAACAAUCCUGAAGCCCAGGUUAUGUUGAUCAACUCUGUCAAAGACGUGGCCUCCGCUCUGGGUGACCUUAUCCACGCCACCAAAUCAGCUUCGGGCAAGAGCAUCAACGAUCCCGCCAUGAUCUACUUGAAAGACUCUGCAAAGGUUAUGGUGACGAACGUGACAUCACUGCUCAAAACGGUGAAAGCGGUCGAAGACGAGCACACCAGAGGAACUCGGGCUCUCGAAUCGACCAUCGAAGCCAUCGCGCAGGAAAUUCGGGCGUUCGAUUCGCCGGAAGUGCCACGUGUCAAAUACACGCCGGAAGAUUUAGUUCGAGUCACGAAACCCAUCACGUUGGCAACGGCCAAGGCGGUUGCGGCGGGUAACAGCUGUUUCCAGGACGACGUUAUUGUAGCUGCCAAUGUCGGUCGCAAGGCAAUUUCUGACAUGUUAACCACUUGCAAAGGCGCUGCUUACACGGCGGAGACGAACGAAAACCGCGCCAAGACGCUACAGGCCGGCCGCGAGACGGCUCUGCAGUACCGCGAAUUGCUGCAACUCGUGCUUCACGUGCUGUCGCGACCUAAUCCAGCGGCCAACAUCGAAAUCAAGAACAACUUCCCCAUCGUCUCCCGCAAAAUCGCCCAAUGCGUCACUGGUCUUGUUUCGAUGGCCGAAAUCCUCAAAGGAACGGAUUGGGAAGAUCCCGAAGACCCUACUGUCAUUGCCGAAAACGAGCUGUUGGGUGCGGCUUCUUCUAUAGAUGCUGCCGCCAAGAAGUUGGCCAACUUACGUCCUCGCAUCAGUUCUACAAAAGAAACGGAUGAAAGUCUGAGCUUCGAUGAGAUGAUUCUUGAAGCCGCAAAAUCGAUUGCCGCCGCAACGUCAGCACUCGUCAAGGCCGCUUCGGCUGCACAGCGUGAAUUGAUUGACAUUGGCAAGAUCAGCCGCCGUCCGCAAUCGGAUUCGGAUGACGGCCAAUGGUCGGAAGGUUUGGUUUCUGCCGCGCGUCUUGUGGCCGCUGCGACGCACAGCUUGGUCGAGUCGGCCAACGCGCUGGUCCAGGGCCAGUCGUCGGAAGACAAGCUGAUUUCCGCCGCCAAGCAAGUGGCAAGUUCAACUGCCCAGCUUUUGGUGGCCUGCAAAGUCAAGGCCGACCCCGACAGUCCGUCGACACAACGCCUUCAAGCGGCCGGUAACGCCGUGAAACGGGCCACAGACAAUUUGGUCAAGGCUGCCCAGCAAGCCAUCGCCCAAGAAGAAGAGCGCAGUCUGGUGGUCAAUCGAAGAAUGGUGGGUGGAAUAGCGCAGGAGAUUGACGCUCGUUCUGAGGUACUGCGAAUCGAACGUGAACUGGAGGAAGCUCGCAGUCGACUGACUGCCAUCCGACGAGCCAAAUAUCGCGGUGAGGGCGAUUCGGACGCAGAAGGUUACAUGUCCGGCUACGAUUCAUCAAUGGAGACAUCAGGCUAUCGAACAAAUAUGAAUGGAUCCGAUAUUGAACGCAGUCCUGCUCCACCUGUUCAACAAACCCUGUCGUCGUUUCAAGCUGAAAGCAGAGUCCGUCAGGUCUAUCAGGGUCAACAGUCGAACAGUCCACAACAGCAGAUGUUUCACCUCCAACGUGAUCAACGAUCUGUUUCACCUGUGCCUCCACCAAAGAAGCAACCACCUGCUACACCACCACGCUUAUCUUCUACCCAAAAACCGCAACAACAACAGCAGCGCGACAACGAGUCCCCUCUAAUGAUUCUGCAACGCCAGCGCCACUUACUGGAAUCGACGGCAAAUAGCGCCAAUAAUUCUAUGAUAGAAGAUCACACACCUUCGUUUUCCGAAUCGAGACAAAGAUUCAACAACAGUAGCACUUUUAAUUCAUCAGUAUCAAUGUCAAGUUUUCAAAGUCCUGCCCAUGUACAACAUGGUGCGUCUGCCGGUGGAGAUGCGUCUUAUUACUCGGCUACAUCCAGCGUUCGCAGCAGCACGGAGCAAAUUCAUCACAGCCAGGUGACAACACAGCGAACCGAGAGGGUGAGCAUGUCCUCUACGAGCAAAGUCUAUCAACAAUUGGAAAAAAAAUAGAUAAAAUCUAGACGCCUUAGUGGAAAAGACGAAAUGCACAAGAAACAAUAUUGGUGCUAAGUUCAUUAGUUAACCUUGGCCUCAUUAGAUUCGCGGCCUUUUGUUACAUUUUUAUAUUUCUCUAUCUUGAUUUUUUUCUUUUGCACCCAUCCGCAGUUGUCCGGCUUUGAUCAGUAAUGUGCCUUUUUGCAUAACACAAUCACAAAAGAUUAAUAUCUUAGUUGCAAGUACAUAAAAUGUUACGCAUUUGUUUACAUAGGGGAGUUAAGGUCUCGAAAUAAAAGAGAAAAGAAAACUUACAAUUAUAAUGGAUAGCUUAAAUCGACGUGUGCGUGUAUCUAAUGGGUCACAUCUUUCUAACUUGCCUCGCCACAUUGUUCCCACUGUAUACUACUUCCAAUCGGUCGCUGUUACUUCUGCCCCUUUUUCGCCUUUUUCAGAACAAAGUGCCAAAUAAGACGCCCUUCCUCUCCAACAUUUAUGAAACAAAUUUUCCCCUUUUCUAGAAACAAGAUUUUGCAUUUUCCUUGUUAUCAAUAUUCUUCAGUUUCCUCUAUAUAUAUAAUCAGUCUCCCUAAUACACUAUCAGUAACUUA